AUGAAGCUCUGGAGAAGGGCUUCUGGGACUUUGAAAGACAAGAACAGCAUGUUGAUUGCAAGUCUGUCAAGUAGGAAUGCUCCCUGGAACCCAAGAUUUGAGGUGACAAUCAUAAAAGCUACAAGCCAUGACGAAUCAGAAGUGGAUUAUGAGAACAUCAAACGAGUCUUUGCAUGGCUGCAUGCUUCUCCAGCCUACCUAAAGCCUCUUCUCUCUUCUCUCUCUACGCGUCUGCAGAAGACAUGUAGUUGGGUGGUGGCCUUAAAGGGUCUGGUGCUCAUGCAUGGUGUUCUCCGUUGUAACAUCCCCGCUGUGCAGAACAUCGGUCGCUUGCCAUUUGAUCUAUCGAAUUUCAGAGAUAGUUACAGGAAAUCAGGAAGAACUUGGGGUUUAAACACUUUUGUUCAAUCUUACUUUGCGUUUCUGGAUCAAACAUCUGCCUUCUUGUACAUGGAACGGAAGGAAGAGAGCAAAGAAACAGAAUCAGCCCUGGUGCAAGAGCUUGUGAAGCUGCAGCAAUGGCAGUCAUUGCUGGGUAUCUUACUUCAAAUCAGACCACAGGCCAAGGAAAUGGAUAUAGCUCUUGUCUAUGAAGCUAUGAACUGCGUGAUCAUCGAGAUUUUCAGUUUCUACAACAGAAUCUGCAAUAGGGUCGCAAGAGUUCUUACCGGGAUAUAUGCAGCUGAAAAGGUUGAAGCAGCCAUGGCACUUGAGAUUCUUCAGAAAGCAUCACAGCAGCGUGAACAACUCGCUCUAUAUUUAAAUUUCUGCAGGAAGAUUGGUGUUUUCAAUGAGUCAAAAUUCCCAGAAGUUGAACAGAUCCCAAAAAAGGAUAUCCAAAAGCUUGAGCGGAUUGUCAGUGGAGUCUCAGAAAAUCAAGCCACGGUAGUGAAGACAAUUGAACCCAAAGAGGAGCAGGAGGAACCCAAGAGGGUUUUAAAGACCAUAAUCACUGAAACGUGGGAGGUUUUUGAUGAAGACCCAGACAGCAAUGGAAUUGGCUUCUCUAAUAUUCCAGGAAAAACAACUGUUGGGCAAAAUCCUUCUGCAGCUCCUUUGAAAUUUCCACCCAACACACAUGGCCAGAAAUAUGAUUUCCCAGAUUUAAUAAGUUUCUUGUAG
This is a messenger RNA of Vitis vinifera (wine grape), 1122 nucleotides long. Its product is annotated as putative clathrin assembly protein At1g25240. The coding region runs from base 1 to 1122 and encodes 373 amino acids. Gene Ontology annotation, molecular function: phosphatidylinositol-4,5-bisphosphate binding; clathrin heavy chain binding; 1-phosphatidylinositol binding. Gene Ontology annotation, cellular component: clathrin-coated pit; clathrin-coated vesicle. The record is from RefSeq and is a predicted model, not a curated record. Lineage: Eukaryota; Viridiplantae; Streptophyta; Magnoliopsida; Vitales; Vitaceae. The transcript has a single exon. Gene Ontology annotation, biological process: vesicle budding from membrane; clathrin-dependent endocytosis; clathrin coat assembly.